This is a messenger RNA of Vitis riparia (riverbank grape), 1623 nucleotides long. RefSeq names its product zinc finger BED domain-containing protein RICESLEEPER 1-like. NCBI's taxonomy places the organism in Eukaryota, Viridiplantae, Streptophyta, Magnoliopsida, Vitales, Vitaceae. The coding region runs from base 199 to 1623 and encodes 474 amino acids. The transcript has 2 exons. Gene Ontology annotation, molecular function: DNA binding. The record is from RefSeq and is a predicted model, not a curated record.
UAAAUGCACCGAAUUCGCGCCUCCAGCCCCGGAAUCCAUUCCACGCGCCUUCAACAAAAUUGGCACCUGUUUCCAUAUGUAACCCUCGCCCGCUCUUUCUCCUUCUCUCUCUCUCACACACACCGAAAGCAAUACCCUAACCCUAACCCCGGUGGACCAUUCAGUCGGGUCUCUUCUCCUUAAUUCGCUGUUCAUGCAAUGGAAAUAUCAGAAUCCGUUAUUGUCAGGUCUAGUAGACUGAAAUCUGUUGUGUGGAAUGACUUUGAUAGGGUUAAGAAAGGUGAUACCUGUGUGGCUAUUUGCCGGCAUUGUAAAAAGAAGCUCAGUGGAUCAAGUACUAGUGGAACAUCUCAUUUGAGGAAUCAUUUAAUUAGGUGUCGAAGAAGAUCGAAUCAUGAUGUGGCUCAACUAUUUGCAUCAAGAGAAAAGAAAAAGGAAGGGGCGGUUACCCUGUCUAAUUAUGCUUUUGAUGAAGAUCAGAGGAAGGAUGAAGUGCUUAAUGUUGUGAAUAUUAAAUUUGAACAGGAUCAGGUGAAAGAUGGCAUAUCUAAUAUUGGAAACAAUGUUAUUGAUCAAAAGCGGAGUCGAUUUGAUCUUGCUCGAAUGAUAAUUUUACAUGGUUAUCCUUUGACCAUGGUUGAGCAUCUUGGUUUUAAAAUAUUUGUUAAGAAUCUACAGCCGUUGUUUGAUCUUGUGUCGCUUAACGGAGUUGAGGCUGACUGUAUGGAAAUUUAUGAGAAAGAGAAACAAAAGAUGUAUGAAGUGUUGGAUAAAUUGUCUGGAAAGAUCAGCCUCGGUGCUGAUAUGUGGAAUGCUUCAGGAGAUGUUCAAUACCUUUGUUUGACGUCUCAGUAUAUUGAUGAAUCUUGGGAAUUGCAGAAGAAGAUUCUGAAUUUUGUGAUUAUGGAUCCCUCUCAUACAGAAGAUAUGCUUUCAGAAGUUAUCAUGACAUGUUUAAUGGAUUGGGAUAUUGAUCGUAAGUUGUUUUCCAUGUCAUUGGAUUGUUGUUCAACCAAUGAUAACAUCAUGUGCAGAAUUAGAGAUCGACUCUCACAAAAUAGGUUUCUUUUAUGUGAUGGUCAAUUAUUUGAUAUACGCUGUGCUGCAAAUCUUGUGAAUAUGAUGGUCCAAGAUGCCUUGGAAGCAUUGUCUGAGGUAACCUGUAAGAUUCGGGAAAGCAUACGGUAUGUUAAAAGUUCACAAGCAGUGCAAGAGAAGUUCAAUGAAAUGGCUCAACAAGCUAGAGUUGAGAGUCAAAAAUUCUUAUGUCUUGAUAAUCCAUUGCGGUGGAACUUGACAUAUUUUAUGCUUGAAGCUGCCUUGGAGUACAAAGAUGCAUUCUCUCUUCUGCAAGAACAUGACUCUGCCUAUACAAUGUGCCCAUCUGAUACGGAAUGGGAGAGAGCAGGUGCUAUAGCUGGCUACUUGAAGCUCUUCAUUGAAGUUACUCAUGUUUUCAGUGGGAGCAAGUACCCAACUGCAAAUAUAUAUUUCCCUGAGAUUUGUGAUAUUCACUUGCAAUUGAUUGAUUUGUGCAAUAGCUCAGAUAUUCUUAUUAGCACUUUGGCUUUGAAGAUGAAAAGCAGUUUGAUGAGUAUUGGAAGAAAUGCAGCUUGGCUUUAG